Molecule: messenger RNA, 1569 nt
Organism: Juglans regia (Persian walnut)
Lineage: Eukaryota; Viridiplantae; Streptophyta; Magnoliopsida; Fagales; Juglandaceae
Product: 1-aminocyclopropane-1-carboxylate synthase 7-like
Exons: 3
Coding region: 92-1438 (448 amino acids)
Biological process (GO): biosynthetic process; amino acid metabolic process
Molecular function (GO): pyridoxal phosphate binding; transaminase activity
Source: RefSeq, a predicted model, not a curated record
UUCUCUCGACGUGUCCCAUAUAUAGCAGCUUUCUUUGAAAAACUAAAGGACUGCAUCUUCCAAUUAGAGUACAGCUAGCUAGCUAGUUAUAAUGGCUAUAGAGAUUGAGCAACAACCUUCAGCUGUGGGACUCUCAAAAGUUGCAGUUUCUGAAACUCAUGGGGAAGAUUCCCCAUAUUUUGCAGGCUGGAAAGCAUACGAUGAAGACCCUUAUGAUGAACACAGUAAUCCAUCCGGAGUUGUACAGAUGGGAUUGGCAGAAAAUCAAGUUUCAUUUGAUUUGCUGGAAGAUUACCUGGAAAAGAACUCAGAAGCCUCUAGCUGGGGAUCAAAAGGAGUGUCUAGCUUUAGAGAGAAUGCUUUGUUUCAAGAUUACCAUGGACUUCAACCAUUCAGAAAGGCAAUGGCAAGUUUCAUGGGAAAAAUAAGAGGAGGGAGAGCAAAAUUCGACCCCGAAAGAGUGGUCCUAACCGCAGGUGCAACUGCAGCAAAUGAACUGUUGACCUUCAUUCUGGCAGAUCCUGGCGAUGCUUUGCUUGUUCCAACCCCAUACUAUCCAGGAUUCGAUAGAGAUUUAAGGUGGAGAACCGGUGUAAAAAUUGUGCCAAUCCACUGUGACAGCUCAAACGAUUUCCAGAUCACUCCAAAAGCUUUACAAGCCGCGUACAAUGCUGCAGAAGCCAAGAACAUCAAAGUCAGAGGGGUACUGAUCACAAACCCUUCCAACCCAUUAGGUGCGACGAUUCAACGGGCAGUUCUCGAAGAGAUUCUCGACUUUGUCACUCGCAAGAACAUCCAUCUUGUCUCCGAUGAAAUCUACUCUGGAUCUGUCUUCUCUUCGUCGGAGUUCAUAAGCAUUGCAGAAGUCCUCGCAGCCCAAAAUUAUAAGAGAGCAGAGAGAGUUCACAUUGUUUACAGUCUUUCCAAAGACCUCGGCCUUCCGGGUUUUAGAGUUGGCACGAUUUACUCGUACAACGACAAGGUGGUGACUACAGCGAGGAGAAUGUCGAGCUUCACCUUAAUUUCUUCGCAAACACAGCAUCUGUUGGCAGCCAUGUUGUCCGACAAGAAGUUUACUGAGAACUACAUAAAGACAAAUCGAGAGAGGCUGAGGAAGAGAUACGAAAUGAUCAUUGAAGGCCUGAGGAGUGCUGGGAUUGAGUGUUUGAAAGGAAAUGCAGGGUUGUUUUGCUGGAUGAAUCUAAGCCCGUUGUUGGAGAAAGCAACGAGAGGGUGUGAAUUGGCUCUUUGGGACUCCAUACUGCAUGAAGUAAAGCUAAAUAUAUCUCCAGGAUCGUCUUGCCAUUGUUCUGAACCAGGUUGGUUCAGGGUUUGUUUUGCUAACAUGAGCGAGCAGACACUGGAAGUCGCGUUGAAAAGAAUACACAAUUUCAUGGAACAACAACGAGAGCUGAAAGAGAUGAAGAUCAAUAUCUAAUCUCUUCUUCUCAGUAAUCAGCUUUUCUAAUUUUUUUUUUUUCCUUCUUUUUUAAUGGUUCUACCCAUUUUGAUUCUUUGGAUGACAAAACCCGGCCAGUUCAACCUUUGGGAUUGUCUCAUCAUUGAUUA